UUGUCACUUGUCAAUUCUCAUGCCUCUUUCAUGGGCUCAUGGACGACCAGGUCUCCACCGAACCACAUAAUUAACUUGCACAUCAAGCCUUAUCCCGGCCGUCAUUGCUGGCGAUGAUUGCCGGUAUAUAGCCCGUCAUCAUGUUGCACUGUGGGGUCACGAUCCGGCGGCCAGGAUCAACUGACCCGUUGCAACUUAACGGAACGCUAAGAUCUGAAAGCACUGACCCCAGAGUAUCUUUGACGAUCGCUAAUACACCUACUACAACUUGACAAUGGCGACCAUUACAGAUUUACAGUGCAAGGAAACAUCGCAGACGACUUGUGGAUGUCUCCCUUAUAAAGUCACCCAGGACUCACACUGGGCAGCAGCCUUUGAACCCUUCAACUCCUUUGACGUUUGUGUUGUACUUGUACGUCCUCUUCACGUACGCACUACGCACCACACAUACACUUGUUUGGGUUUAUAUAGCCAUAGCAGCAUACCUCCAAAACGCCAAUCAAGGCUCUGCACUGCACGAUCAUCCACACACAUCUAUACACCGAUCGUGUCACCACUCACCAGCAGAGCACGAGCACGAGCACGGUACUCCAGUCGAUCCUGAGCCAUGUCGAAGCCAUCCUCGUCGUCGUCGCUGCUGCUGCUCCUCCUGCUGCUGCCGGCGACGCUGUUCUUCGCCGCCACCUGCCGCGCCGACCCGGACCCGGUGCAGGACUUCUGCGUGGCCGCGGCUCCUGCAGGCGGCCACGGCAACAACGCGUCCUACUCCACCACCUACCCGGGCUUCCCGUGCAAGCCGACGUCGUCGGUGGUCUCCGACGACUUCUUCUUCGCGGGGCACGCGAGCGCCGGGAGCACGGACAGCCCGAACGGCGCGGCCGUGACUUCGGGCAACGUGGAGGCGUUCCCUGGGCUCAACACGCUGGGCCUGUCCAUCAACCGCGUCGACCUGGCCCCCGGCGGCGUGAACCCGCUGCACACGCACCCGCGGUCGGCCGAGCUGGUGCACGUGGAGGCCGGCGAGAUGCUGGUCGGCUUCGUCAGCACGGAAGGGAAGUUCUACUCCAAGGUGGUCCGCGCCGGGGAGAGCUUCGUCAUCCCGCGCGGGAUGAUGCACUUCCAGUACAACGUCGGCACCGGCGCCGCGCGCGCCAUGACCGUCUUCAACAGCCAGCUGCCCGGCGUCGUGCUCGCCGCGCAGUCCCUGUUCGGCGCCGAGCCCGAGAUCCCCGACGCCGUCCUGGCCAAGAGCUUCCAGGUGGACACCGACACCAUCAAGCUCCUCAAGUCCAAGUUCCGCGAAGGAUGAUAAUAGGCUGAUGUAUAGCGCGCGCGCGCGUGGCCAUGCAUGCAUCCAAUGGUGGUGGGUGUGACCGGUUACAUUACAUGGUCGGAGCUGCGGCUCGCUAGAUUCUUCGUUGUUCCGUACAGGCAUACAGUUCUUUUUUAGUACAUAAUGUUGUUUCGCAUUAAUACUUUUUUUUGAUUCGAUCAAUAAUAAAGCUCACAAAUACUGUGAGUACGCACA
Molecule: messenger RNA, 1528 nt
Organism: Sorghum bicolor (sorghum)
Lineage: Eukaryota; Viridiplantae; Streptophyta; Magnoliopsida; Poales; Poaceae
Product: germin-like protein 3-7
Exons: 1
Coding region: 608-1309 (233 amino acids)
Cellular component (GO): cell wall
Molecular function (GO): manganese ion binding
Source: RefSeq, a predicted model, not a curated record